Enhydra lutris kenyoni (northern sea otter) is the source of this 5794-nucleotide messenger RNA. RefSeq names its product DAZ associated protein 1. The transcript has 12 exons. Gene Ontology annotation, molecular function: RNA binding. Gene Ontology annotation, cellular component: cytoplasm. The coding region runs from base 3915 to 5012 and encodes 365 amino acids. Lineage: Eukaryota; Metazoa; Chordata; Mammalia; Carnivora; Mustelidae. The record is from RefSeq and is a predicted model, not a curated record.
UGGUCUCUGGGGGGGGCCUCUUGCGGGUGUGUGCAGUGCCGUGGGGGAGGGGGCAGGGGGGUGGUUCCCGUUAGGACCGAGGCAUCCUGUGCCACCUGCCUCCGGGGCCACUGGCGUGUGUUGAGAUGCUGAGAGAGGUGUUAUCGGGUGUGUGUGCUGCCAGUAAGGCAGGGCCAGCCGGACGCCAUCGAGGGAAGAGUCCCGGGGGAAGGUGGGCUCCGUGGAGAGAAAGCAGCAGCACGCGUGUCCCUGUGAGAGCAGGUGCCGGGAGGUGGCGGGAACCCAGGGCUGCUGGAGCUGGAAACUCGGAAAGCUGGCAGCCUGCCCCCCCCCCCACGUUCCCAGCAGCCCAGCCGGCCCCGGCUGCCGUGCGAGUAGGGUGAGGCCAGAGGCCGGGGCCUGGAAGAGUGGGGACUGGGUAAAUAAAUGUCUGUUUUCUCUGAGUGCCCGGGAGGUGGAAGGGGUCCUGAUGGUUGGGUUCAGAGAGGUCCUGACUGCGGAGGAGGUUGUCUUCUUGCCGUGGAGAGGGUGAUGGAGACUUCCAGGGGUCAAAGGUAAAGAUGCUGCUCUUCUGCAGUUUGGAUAGUCCCCAGCAGUGCUGACAUUCGGGGCGUCCCGGGAACUGUGGGGCUGAGCAGCAUCCCCGAGGCCCGCCCGGUGCUAGGAGCACCCCCAGUUGUGCCCCCAGACACUCCCCAGUAUCCUCUGACAGAUGAGACACCUGUUUCGUCCCAUCUGCUCUUUUCAGCUGGGUCCCCGGGGCGUCCCUGCUGCCUGCUCCCGGGCUUCAGGUUUGUGUGCUCUAGUGGGAAUGAGUUUGGAGCCUGUAAUGUUGACCGUGACGUUGGGAGGUGCUCUGGGUGACUACUUCUGUCUCCGGUGCUGGCCAUGGGUCGAGCACUUUCACCGGGUGACGUGCCUCCUCUGCUGGCAGCCGCUCCUCCCUUGUUUGACUGAGGCUUUUGCCCAGUACCAGGGAGUGCUGCUGGGGGACACUGGUCCUGCCUGGGGGAGGGCAGGUGCAGGGCCUCACAGGGGGAGGCUGAGGGUGUCGGGAGUUUACGCCAGGCACCAGGGCGUCCUGGGGUUUUCUCUUGCAGGCGUCACUUGACUGGCCCCCCACAGUGGUCUGGGAGGGGGCGAGCUCCUUUGCCGGCAGGAGGGUAGGCUGAGCUGCUGCGGGCAGGGCCUGAGCCCCAGGACUUGGUGUCUGCUGCUGUGGGGUGGCUGCCGGGCCCGUGUUGUGUCCCUCGCUCCAGAGCUGCUGCCUUCCCUGGGCAGACAAGCAUAUACUUAGGGAGACCCGGUCCCGGGCGACCUCCCUGGAGGGGCAGGACUGUGCAGACUAGGCUCUGCGCUGCGCACGUCAGGCAGAAGAGCCGUAGGCGGAGCGGCCGCGCCCGGCCCAGGCUCUCGGCUUCUUGGCCUCCGGAGCCAAGCCGUGCCCUGCCGCUGCCUCCCAGGCAAGGUGGCGCUUUCUGAAGCCUGCCUGCCCCCUGGGAGGGGGCGGAGCCGCAGUGGCUGGCUGGGGCCAGGGAGGCCGCUGAAGGUCUGCUUCCUGGCCUGAGCACCAUGGGGCUGCCCUGAGGUGCGCGGAGCGGGAGCGGCACCGUCCUCCACGGGGGUUUCCAGCCUGGCGGGUGGGGGGCCGGUGGGUUAAGCAGAGCUGGUGCCACCAAGCGCUUGUGCAGAGCCCCUUCCAAGAGGGGUCACCAGCACCUCCUGUCGGCGCGGGCCCUGGGAGCCACCUCUCCCGGGCCCUCCUGGUAGUAGCAUUGCCCAUUGCCUGACUCUGGGUCACCUGGCGGGGCCUGAUGGAGCCAGGAGGUCCCCGUGGUGGUUUGUGGGGUUUGGGAACUGUGGGGGGGCCCGUGACUCUCAGCUUCAGCUGAGUAGUGACUGUUGUACCCUCAAGAGCAGGGAAGGGCUGGGGUGGGAUGCCUGUGGUCAGCUGGGCCCUUAGUCCGCAGAGUCCUGUCCAGGCCUGAGAUGUGCGCGGCGUACCGCGGGUCCGUCUGGGCCGCUGCAGGGCUGCUGGCUGGCUGUGCAUUCCCCCGCCCUGUGCCAGGCUUGCCCACGCGUCUGCAGUGACUGCCCGCGGUUUUGCUGCCUGGGUCGCGACGGAGCUGCUUCCAGAUAGUCCUGCCGGAGGCCCUGUAGUCUCUGGGGCUCAGAGUUGGGGCUCCGUGCUGGGGCUCAGAGGUGGCCUCCCAGGACCCCGGGAACCUUGUGGCUCCUGCGCGUUCCCCUGGGGGAAGUCCGCCCUUGGAGGGGGAGCAGAGGAGCUGGGAACAGGAACAGCAGCUAGUCGGGUGCCGCCUGGAGGCUUGGGGUGCUCGCUGUCCCCGACAGACGGGGGAGCCGCUGUGAAGGUGCCCCGAGUGUGCAGCUCAGAGAGCCCAGGGCCAGGGCCAGGGCGAGCCUGCUGUUCCUCGGUCGUGAAGAUCUCUCCUAGCCGAGGACUUUCCGUAACUUCAGACUUGUGGGACGGAGCGAAAUAGUGAUCGGAGAAGCCAGGUUCUCUUUCCCCGCCAGCUCAGCGCUGCGGUCCCCCUGCGGCAGGUGCCCCUCCCAUGCGGUGGGUGCCACUCGUGGGAUGUAGCAGGGAGUGACGGGAGCCCCGGGAGCCUUCAUGCGGACGCUUGGGUGUGUGCUCUCUUCUGAGACCUGGAGCCUUCUCUGAAGUCCGUGCAGCACGACGGACAAACGAGGGCGCAGGGCUGCCGGCUUCUCACUGCCAGUCCGUGGGGCAGAGUUCGGUGGUGUGUCUGGUCUUUUCUCCUUGGUGCCAGAUUUUGGCAUUUCCGUGAGGGGUGGAACCUGGACUGGCCCGACGAGUUCCUUCGUCCGUAGGUGGGCGGGGCUGGAGGACUGGGUUGCUUGGGAGGGUGCCUGCGUGCGGCCUUCUGUUUGGUGGGGGGCAGGCUAGAUGGGCGCUGGUGUUUGUCUCAGUGAAUCAGGUUUCGGUGCUUGAGAAGGCUGGGGGUGUCUGUGUCCUUCAUGAAUCUGCUUUUCCACGGCAAACCCGCUCCUUUCCUGUGGGUAAGGAGUGGGCAAGCUGGCAGCUCCUCGCGGCGCCAGCCAGCCCCGGGGCCUUCAGUCAUCUGCUGCCUUCGCCUCCGCUGGGUGCCCGGCCCUGCGAGGGCGGGCGGGGCCUGAGGCCCAGCGUGCUGGGGCAGCGCCCUGGCUGGCCGCGGGGGGCCCCCUCUCCCCAGGGAUUGUUUGCAGGCAGGGGGAAGCCUGGCCUGAUUUUGAGGGGUGCGUGGGAGACACGAGUUUCAGCUAAUAAGCCCCAAACGUAAGCUUCCGUCUGCUGCUUGAUCAGCACGUUCUGGGAGCCCGUCCUCACAGAGCGGCCUUGCGGCCCGCACAGCCCCACGAGUGUGGCCUCGGCCGGGGGUACCUGUCCCACUCCUCCUCAGCCCGGUCCACUGUGCCGUGGCCUGUCUGUGGCCCUUGUGAGGAUGGCCGUGGCUGUCUCUCCGGUGGUGGGGCCAGUGUUUCUCACACACUGAAUUCAGAAGGCCCUGGGAGCGAGGCCCCAGCAGUCCUGCUGCCUGCGGGAGGCACCCUGCCAGGGGCUGGCACGCUGAAGCUCGAGUCUCCAGAUGCAGCGGGGGUGGCAGGUGCGCUGGCUGCCUCGAAGGGGUCUGUCCCCGGGGUGGAGGACAGGCCCCCCUGUUCCUCGGCGGCCUGCGGGGGUCUUUUUGUCUUCAGGCUGAGUGUGGUGUGGUCGGCUCCAGACAAGGGGACCGCGGGACCCUAAGUCUCAGACGGGGACGGACCCUCGACCAUGUGCUGGCGUCUGAAGCCCUUGCCGGAAGCUCUUCGUGGGCGGUCUUGACUGGAGCACCACCCAAGAGACUCUGCGCAGCUACUUUUCCCAAUAUGGAGAAGUUGUAGACUGUGUGAUCAUGAAAGAUAAAACCACCAACCAGUCGCGAGGCUUUGGGUUUGUCAAAUUUAAAGACCCAAACUGUGUGGGGACGGUGCUGGCCAGCAGACCACACACACUAGACGGCCGAAACAUUGACCCGAAGCCGUGCACGCCUCGAGGGAUGCAGCCAGAGAGGACGCGGCCCAAGGAAGGAUGGCAGAAAGGACCCAGGAGCGAUAACAGUAAAUCAAAUAAAAUAUUUGUCGGUGGGAUUCCUCACAAUUGUGGUGAGACAGAGCUCAGGGAAUACUUCAAGAAAUUUGGAGUGGUCACAGAAGUGGUUAUGAUCUACGACGCAGAGAAGCAGAGGCCUCGAGGUUUUGGAUUUAUUACUUUCGAGGACGAACAAUCAGUGGACCAGGCUGUCAACAUGCAUUUUCACGACAUCAUGGGCAAAAAAGUGGAAGUUAAACGGGCUGAGCCACGGGACAGCAAAAGCCAAGCGCCGGGACAGCCAGGUGCCAGCCAGUGGGGCAGUCGGGUCGUGCCCAGUGCUGCCAAUGGCUGGGCAGGCCAGCCCCCACCCACGUGGCAGCAAGGAUACGGCCCGCAAGGAAUGUGGGUUCCAGCAGGACAGGCAAUUGGUGGCUACGGACCGCCGCCCGCAGGGAGAGGAGCGCCCCCGCCGCCCCCACCAUUCACCUCGUACAUCGUGUCCACCCCUCCCGGAGGGUUCCCCCCUCCUCAGGGCUUCCCACAGGGCUAUGGUGCCCCCCCACAGUUCAGCUUCGGCUACGGGCCUCCACCUCCCCCACCGGAUCAGUUCGCCCCGCCAGGGGUCCCUCCUCCACCUGCUACUCCAGGGGCAGCACCUCUGGCUUUCCCUCCGCCUCCGUCUCAGGCCGCCCCAGACAUGAGCAAGCCUCCAACGGCCCAACCGGACUUCCCCUAUAGUCAGUACGGUUACGGACAGGACUUGGCUGGCUUCGGACAGGGCUUCUCAGACCCCAGCCAGCAGCCCCCCUCCUACGGGGGCCCCUCGGUGCCAGGCUCGGGGGGGCCCCCCGCCGGCGGCAGUGGCUUUGGACGAGGUCAGAACCACAACGUGCAAGGGUUCCACCCGUACCGACGCUAGCUGGCCGGCACCUUGCGGACGUCAGGGCGGCUGAGACCCAGGAUUUAGAACUUGUGAACUCGUGACAAUCACAAACUUGGCAGAAAAAUAGCGACUCGAUGGUGGGGGGAGGGGGGCGAGAGGCUUUUGGAGGCGGCGGUGGGUGUCUGGACUGAAGUUUUUAAAUAUAUUUCUUUCUCUAACCCAUCAGCACAAUAAAAAAAAGUCACUGGUUCAACAACAGGGUUUAAAAAAAAAGUCUUCAGCUUUAAUUCAAAACUUCAGGUUUCUUUUUCUUCCUUUUUUUUUUUGAAAUUAUUUUCCUGAGCCUUUUGUUUUACCGUAUAUUGUAAACUUUUAUGUUAAAGAAAAAAUAUACAUUUACAAAUUGUGAGAUUUUUAAGAGAAAUUUUCUACGAUGUAUACUGGCUUAUUUUUUAAUUUAAAAAGCAGGGUUUCCGUCGGCACUGGUGGUGGUGAGGGGCGUUCUCAGCCCCUCCCUCCGGGCUUUGAGGGUUGGGGCUCGUUGGUCCAGAAACUCUGGGAGCUUACAGAAGUCUACUGAGCGCGUUUUGUUUUUUUGUUUCUUCCUUGCUUUUGUCGACUGGCCUGCGGGCACCGUUGGCCGGUGCGCUGUGGGGGCCGCGCCCGCCCAGCCUCUGCAGGCGCCCACCCCGCGCCCGCCCCUGCACCAGGGACAGGGAGGCCUUGUCAGCCGCUCUCACGCGCACGUGGUGUCAGGGCGUCCCCACUGACCAGUUGGACCCUGGUUUGAAUAAAGACAAGUGCGUUUGGAUUAGAAA